Moesziomyces antarcticus is the source of this 2655-nucleotide messenger RNA. RefSeq lists its product as uncharacterized. The transcript has a single exon. Lineage: Eukaryota; Fungi; Basidiomycota; Ustilaginomycetes; Ustilaginales; Ustilaginaceae. The record is from RefSeq and is a predicted model, not a curated record. Bases 1 to 2655 code for a protein of 884 amino acids.
AUGCUUGUAUCUGCUCCAGGCGGCGCCCUGCAUCCCAGCGUCAGCGCCGCGCUCAGCGAACUGAAGAAGCUCGACUCCAGAUACGACCACAUCGUCCUCGCCACAGCCGAGGGCAGCACCAGCCGUACGGCGCCCUUUGUGCUCGUCGAUGCAGCUCUCGGCGGCCUCAGUGCGCUCAGCUGUAAGCUACGCACGCACGAAACACGUUUCGCCCUGCUGCGUGUGCAGGCGAGGAUCCUCCUCGUCGUCUCGCUCGGCCAAGACCUAGGCGGACUGCGACGAGCUCAGGCUCUGGUACAGGCACGAGCACUCCAAUCGGCACUUGGCGCCAUCGUGUUCGCCGCACUCACCAUCGCCAGCGUCUCCCAGCUCACAUCGGCACUGGUCGGCUCUAAGCUGCAGCUCGAGGGAUUCCCGCACGUCGCCUCUCCCAACAUCGCACAGGACUUUCGAUCGUCCUGGUCAUCCACAUCCGCUACAAGCCCAGGAGCACGUGCAAAGCCCAGUGCGCCGUCGUCGCCAGAGGAGGCGGCGCUCGAUUCGAGCUGGUCGCGGCCCUUCUCUGCCAUCGGAGCGUCUAGUCGCAGCGAUGCUUUGGCCGCAUUCGCCUCUCGCGCACAUUCCUUCCACUCGCUCGUCCAUGCUCCGUCGCCCGAACGGUCCACAACGCGGCUGAGUAAGCACGGCAUCGUGAUCGAUCUGGAGGCUGUCGUCGACUCUUCCGCACACGAGAUGGUUACUGCUGCGACUGAUCUCCCACCACCUUUGCCACCAAAGGCAGACCUGCCACCGCUGCCGAGAAGCGCAAACGAUGACGGACCUCGGCCGUCGAGCGUCUCGUCACGACCUCGUUCUGUAGCUGCAUCCCCUAGUCCCUCCGUUUCGUCUUUGCGGGAGCCGAUUCAGCUGCGCAAGUCCAGCGACCCGGAUCGCCUGAGUCCACACAUCGACGAGUUUCAGCGCCAGCGCAUCGACGAGGCGAUCCGCGACGAGGUCAUGAGGAAGCUUCAUGCCGAACAGCAGGCUCUUCUGCGAGACAACAGCCGGUCACCGGCGAAUCGGACACCCAGGUUGGCCAUCAGUCCCCCGCUGGCUCCCCCUCCGCCAUUCGCCCCGCCUCCAGCUCCAGCAUCCCCACUCCGGACAGCGCCGUCCACGCCGCGACUCUCGAGCAAGGCGCAGCGUCUCGCAUCAAUGCCCCACCGGAGCGAGCGGAACAAAGCACGCCGGAGCGGUGCUAGCGAUCGUCGCGCAAGUGCGCCUCUGCUGGACGAGACAGCGGCGGAAGGUCCGAACGCCAAUGCGCUGCAGGCAUCGCUCAGCGAGACGGCGUCCGAAAGCCACGAGAGCCUGCGCACCAGCAUGCAGUCGCUCCACCUGUGGGAGUUCGCAGAGGCGGCGAGCCAGCGCACGUCCUUCUUGGACCUGCCGGGCGGUCGAUCCGAGCGGCCAACGAUCGGCACCGUUUCCGACGGCAAACGGAGCAGGCAGCCUUCGUAUAGCGACUCGGUGGCGUCCGUGGAGCCCGACGGUCAGCGUUGUGCGCCUUCCAGCUCGACUGGCAGUGUGGCCGCAUCGUCGAUCUUUGACAAGGACCUGCCGGCUCCGCCCGCCGCGGCCGAAACCGCCUCCAUCGGGAGCGGAGAGUGGAGUGGCGAGAUGGACUCGCCUGACUCGACGCACCCUCCUCCGUCUCCUUGGAUGGAGCCGCCAGCUGGUCUUGCUGACAAGGCCGGAAGAACCGCAGGGGAUGCGCCCGAGGAUGAGUUGCGCGACCUGCGCGAUCGAUUGGAGCUGGCAGAGGCGCGCGCCAAGGCAGCUGAAGAGGCCGCCGAGGUGGCGGUGCGCGAGGCUCAGAGCGAGACGCGACGGCUGGCCGAGGAGCUCGCCCAGGUGGAGCGGGGCACUCGCGAUACCAUGGAAGCCGAAGCAAUUCGGCGCGCCAAGUGGGCGAGGGAGCAGGUGGCUAGGGAACAGCUCGAUGCGUACGAGCGCAGCAAGCUCGAGGCGGACGAGAAGCGGCGCAGGCGCGCGAUCGAGGAGCAGAGGAGGCUCGACUGUGACCGCGCCAACCGCAUCCGAGAGGAAAGAGAGUGGCGCGAGCACGAAGCAGAGCGCAUCAAGCACGAGUACGAGCUCAAGAUCCAGUACCUCGCUGAGCGAGAGGCAAAGCUCAAGGCCGAGGCCGAGGCGAGGGCGGACGAAGAGCGUUUACGAAUCGAGGAGGAGCGCAAGAGGGCGCACGCUCGCCAGAAAUGCCUGGCUGAGAUGAAGCGGGCUUUGCAGGGCGCUGGUGCCACGGAUGAAGACGCAUUGCUGUCCGGAUGGCUCAAUGUGCAAGCGGAGGGCGCGCUUCAGUGGAGGCGUCGGUGGGGGCAGGUCAGGAAGCAGCAAUUUAUAUUGUCAAAAGCGCCGACGGACCCCGUCGCCGUGGCUACGAUCCCCCUCGAACGCGCUCGAAUCGUGUCGCACCUGGACGACCACGAUGACUGCACCAUGCCCUACACCAUACGACUGCAAGUGUCCGUUGAUCAGGGCGACUCGGCAGCUUUCGAUACAUGCACGUACCUGAUCUCCACCGAUACCCGAGCGGCCAAGGAUGACAUCGAGCUAAUCAUCGAGGCCAUUGCAGACUUGCAAUCUCUUUCCGAAUAG